Messenger RNA from Pundamilia nyererei, 1619 nucleotides. It is a transcript of the gene g6pc3, whose product is annotated as glucose-6-phosphatase catalytic subunit 3. The transcript is spliced from 6 exons. Gene Ontology annotation, cellular component: membrane. Gene Ontology annotation, biological process: glucose 6-phosphate metabolic process; gluconeogenesis. NCBI's taxonomy places the organism in Eukaryota, Metazoa, Chordata, Actinopteri, Cichliformes, Cichlidae. Gene Ontology annotation, molecular function: glucose-6-phosphatase activity. Bases 37 to 1056 code for a protein of 339 amino acids. The record is from RefSeq and is a predicted model, not a curated record.
UAUCAAAGUGUUUGUACUGGGAGAAGGCAGAAAGGAAUGGAGGAGCUUUAUACCCAAGGCGUCUGGAUGGCCGAAGGUCUCCAGCAGAGGACGAAGACUCAGGAGAAAUUCUGGCUUACGGUCACUCAUAUGGGAGACCCUAAAGCAGCCUUUUUGCUCGUCUUUCCUUUUACUUAUUUCAUCAACAGGAGAGCUGGGGUAGCGGUGCUUUGGAUGGCAGCUAUAUCGGAGUGGUUAAACUUAGUGUUCAAAUGGUUGCUGUUUGGAGAGAGGCCAUUCUGGUGGAUCGGUGAAUCGCGUCUUUUUGUCAACAAGCAACCGAAAAUUCACCAGUUUCCGUCCACCUGUGAAACAGGCCCAGGCAGUCCGUCUGGACAUGCGAUGGUGACAGCAGCAGUCUGGUGGGUCAUUGUGUCCUCGCUGGGGUCCUUUCUGUACUCCCGUUCUCACAGUGUUCUCUUAUCAGCUGCUCCCUACGUCCUCUAUGUGGUGAUGCUUGUUGCAGUUGGAAUCUCCAGGAUCUUUAUCCUCGCACACUUUCCUCAUCAGGUCGUUGCUGGCUCCAUUACAGGUUUCAUUCUGGGGAUUGUCCUGAGCUGCAGAGUACCAGAAGGUCGCCCCCUGCUGUUCUUCUUUAGUUUAAGCUUUGGGCUGCUGUUCGGAGCUCUGAUGCUCCAUGCUGGAUUAAAGCAGCUGGGAAUUGACCUCUCCUGGUCUAUUGCUUUGGCAAAGAAAUGGUGCAGCCAUGCAGAAUGGAUUCGUUUGGACACAGCCCCAUUCUCCUCUCUCACCCGAGACUGUGGGGCCCUGUUGGGUUUGGGGCUGGCACAGUACUGGAAGCCUGGUGGAUGGUCUCUACCUUGGGCUCCCAGAGCUUUGUCUAUGGCUGUAUCAUCCAUGGGUCUUUACCACGUGAAUCGUCUACCGCUCCCGGUCCGACCACUGGGCCUUUUCUACAGCCUGUUCUUCGUCAAAUUCGUCCUAGUGCCUCUGAUCGUUAUGGUACUUGUGCCUGGGCUGGUACACCUAUUAACAUUCAAAAAAAGGAAAGACUAGAAGAGGUCCUCCACACAUGAUGUGCACCUUAAACACCUCCCAAAACUGGAGUUUCCUUCAGAGUUUGUAUAAACACAUUUAAUGUUUAAUGUUCGCUGCGUUUCAGAACCAUUUUGAUGGGUAUGGGUUAAGUUUAAUUUUCACGUCUUAAAAUUCACUAAACAAUGGCCUUUUAUCCAGUCUGUGACCUGUGUUUUUCCUCUUAUUUGAUGAUUUUAAAAGUGCCGGUAUUGAGACAUUGUGGCGUAAAGUAUGUCUCUAGUGAAUCUAGUGCAAUCAUAAGUGUUGUAAAUACUACAGUAUUUUUGCUAAAUAUCGACUUUAUUGGGAAAAGUGCAACUUUGUUUAUGUGCAUUUUGUGUUGUUUGAAUCUUUACGAGUCAAAGAUUGUUACCGAGGUUUAAAACCUCAGAUUUGCGACUAGUGAAAGGCAAAGAAUUUGAGCAUUGUGCAAAUGUCUGAUGCUCAGUUUUGUGUUGUUGCUUUGUGACCGAAAAACUUGAAAGCUACAUUCCUAUGUUAUUCCCAAAUCAGUAAAAAAAUAAAUAAAUGAUUGACAUGCA